AUGUUCUGCAGGGUGUGGAGUCAGGCGCUGGUUCCGGCCCCGAGCGAUCGCCAGCCGCUGUGCCAGUGGCCGUGCAAAUGCGGCCCCAGGCCCCAGUGCCCCCCAGGGGUCAGCACGGUGCUGGACGGCUGCGGCUGCUGCAAGACCUGCGCGCGGCAGGUGGGCGAGGCCUGUGACGAGCGGCAUGUUUGCGACCCGCACAAAGGCAUGUACUGCGACUUCUCUGCCGACCGGCCGCGCUUCCAGAUCGGCGUGUGCGCUUACAUGAUGGCGGUGGGCUGUGACCUGAAUGGGAUUCUCUACGACAACGGUCAGGCCUUCCAGCCCAACCCGCUCUACAAGUGCAUGUGCAUCGCGGGUGCCAUCGGCUGUAUGCCGGCCUUCACCCAGAAGCCUGCAGGCCUGCUCGGUCCCGCCCCCCUCCGCGCCGCCGUGAACACUGCUAAACAGCAACAGGACACGAAUUACGGGACCAUGCCAGCUUACAGGGAUCGUCCUUUAGCCUGGAAGAAGAACUGCCUGGUCCAGUCCACUCCCUGGAGCCCAUGCUCUCGGACCUGCGGGAUCGGCAUCUCCAUUCGGGUCAACAACGACAACAGCAAGUGCGACAUGCGAAAAGAGCGGCGCCUCUGCCUUCUGAGGCCAUGUGACAAGGCCACGCUGAAGAAUGUGAAGAUUGCCAAAGGAAAGACCUGCCAGCCCAAGUUCCAGGCAAAGAAAGCAGAGAGGCUGCGGCUCUCGGGCUGCUUGAGCGUCCAGAGUUAUCGGCCCACCUACUGCGGCGUGUGCAGCGACCGCCGCUGCUGCGUCCCCAACGGCUCGCGCACCGUGUCGGUGCGCUUCAGCUGUGCGCCUGCAGGGGGCGGUGCCCCCACCAGCGUCCGCUGGAAGAUGCAGUGGAUCACGUCUUGCGUAUGCCAGAAGGCGUGCAGCCGACCUGGGGACAUGUUCACAGAGCUCCGUCUACUCUAGAACUCACCCGCACAGAGGCAGCACCCUCCCCCCAACUCACUCCCACGGGAUGCUGGGAGAAAUGCUGGGUCACCUGCUGGCCGCAUUCACUGACUGAUAGUGUGUUAAAGAGUGAAAGCAUUGUUUAGAAUAUAAAAGGAACUAUUGGUUACAAAAUAAGGAGAUGUGUGUGUGUUUUUUUUUUUUUAACACAAACUGGGAAACACUCCCCAUUGUGAAUUACAAGGACUUCAAAAGGGGGAAAAAACAGAGGAAUUAACCUCCAU
Messenger RNA from Paramormyrops kingsleyae, 1238 nucleotides. It is a transcript of the gene ccn6, whose product is annotated as cellular communication network factor 6. Gene Ontology annotation, molecular function: heparin binding; integrin binding. Gene Ontology annotation, cellular component: extracellular region; extracellular matrix. The record is from RefSeq and is a predicted model, not a curated record. NCBI's taxonomy places the organism in Eukaryota, Metazoa, Chordata, Actinopteri, Osteoglossiformes, Mormyridae. Gene Ontology annotation, biological process: signal transduction; cell adhesion; positive regulation of cell differentiation.